Messenger RNA from Lynx canadensis (Canada lynx), 1879 nucleotides. RefSeq names its product chromosome A3 C20orf204 homolog (gene CA3H20orf204). The transcript has 5 exons. The record is from RefSeq and is a predicted model, not a curated record. Lineage: Eukaryota; Metazoa; Chordata; Mammalia; Carnivora; Felidae. The coding region runs from base 779 to 1696 and encodes 305 amino acids.
GGCCGCGUCCUGGGCUCACUAGGGCUCUUGGACACAGCCUGAACCCUGCAGGGGAAGCCGUGGGACCCCCUGAGAUUCUGUGGGAAGGGAGGGGCGGUGCACAUUCUGGGAACAGCUGGGGCUCCCCCGGGCAUCUCCCAGGUCUGCCUGCCAGGGUAAGUGACCAUCCUGCGUGAGUGCAGACAGCGGGCCCAACUUCCUAAAGUGGCUCCCAAGUGUGUUGCUAGGGGCUCACAGGGAGGCCCCUCAGGUGUGUGUCAGAAAGAAAUGUUACCGGUAAGAGCUUUUCUCAUAUUUGCUCAUGGCAUUAUUUUUAUAAUCAAUAAUGUAUAAUCAGUUUUGUUCUAAAGCACCUGUAAGUCCUCAUCUCUGGAUUGAAAAAUGCAUAACCUGGGAGACUUAGGAUAUUUGCACUGUUUAUGCUGUGUGAGGAUAAAGGACUUCCUCAUACUUUGGACCCCUGUGUGUGUGUUCAACUGGAAACCAGCAGGUUCUCUUCGAAGGGGUGUGUCAGCCAUGGCUGCAGACAUCUGGCCAGAGGUCGUGGGUUGUCCAGAGGCUGUGGGCCAAGGAGAGGAGAUGCUAACUUGUUACGUAUGGUGACGAGGGGAGUAGCUGGCAGCCGUUCCCACACGCUCAUGUUAGAGAAGAUUCCAGACAGGCUGCUUGGCGCCUCUUGGUUCCUGGUGACACCGAUGAGGAGACUGUUGUGGGGAUCAGUCGCUGACCCACGUCUCAGCCCCCUCAAGGCAGCCAAGGUUGGGGAACACGUGCCUCGAUGUCAGCACCUGAGGCACGGGCAGCUGUGCCUAGAGAGUCAGGCCCUGCUGGGUCCGCCUCUGGUGUUCUGGGAGCCACAAGGACACUGCCGUCCCAGAGCAGGGGAGGGACCACCCCCGUGGCCUGGAUCCUACUCCCAGACUGUGAAUCUGGAAAUGCUGCUUCUGCUUCUCACUUGAGCCUUCCCUGCUGUGUCCUGUCCUGGGAAGCCUGUUGGCCAGGCUUGGAGCAGGACUUGGAGUGGCAGCCACACUGCCUACCUGAGGACCCAGGAUCAUGUGCAAGGCCCACUGGCAGGAGUGAGGGAGGGCCUCACCCUCAGAGGCCCAUGGUGCCUCCCAAGCCUGCGCUCUGGGCGCUCCUGCUGGCUCUGCUGGGGCUCGCACCGGGUCAGGCAGGGCUCCGCACCUGCAGCAUCCCUGACGUGCUCCGCCACUACCGUGUGGUCAUCUUUGAGGACCUGCAGGCUGCUGUGAGGCAGGUCGGGCCAGGCUCCCGACACCUCCGUUUCAUCCAGAAAAACCUGACUGGAGCUGCAGCCCUCGGAUGGCGGGAUCGGGAUCGGGUGGGAGCUUCCUGCGGUGCCCAGAAGGAGCACGAUAUCCUGCUGUCCAUUGCGUCCCUGGGUCGGACCCUGCGCAGGGUAGUGGCCCGGGGCCACCGCCGCGGGGCACUGGAGAAAGCCGCGUGGACUGUAGCCCUGCGCACCGAAGCCGUGAUGCGGCGCCACUGCUGGGUGAUGCGCCAGCGGAGGAGGAGCCGGUGGCCCAAGAGGCACCCUCCUCGGAGUCGCCGCAGCCGCAGCCGCAGCCGCAGCCGCAGCCGGAGGCGGCUCCUCCUGCGUGUCCUGGACACCGUCGCCACCUGCUGGGAGAAGCUCUUCGCGCUGCGUGCAGCAGCCUCCGAGGACUCCUAGCGCGUCCUGCGCAGGCCAGAGAAGAGCCAUCGGGGCCGCGGGGCCUGGGAACGAGCUUCAUUUGGUGACGACUGCCUCCUCUCCCUCUUGCUGGCUUACUCCUGGGCCCAGGCCCCUCCUUGUCAUGGCCCUGGACACGCUCCAGGCACCUAGCCAGGACUCAAUAAACUGCUGGUGCUGCGG